This is a messenger RNA of Cervus elaphus (red deer), 2530 nucleotides long. It is a transcript of the gene KPRP, whose product is annotated as keratinocyte proline rich protein. The transcript is spliced from 2 exons. Bases 62 to 1789 code for a protein of 575 amino acids. The record is from RefSeq and is a predicted model, not a curated record. NCBI's taxonomy places the organism in Eukaryota, Metazoa, Chordata, Mammalia, Artiodactyla, Cervidae.
CUCAGCCUGAAUGACUGCUUGCCUGUGAGGAGGGUUCUGCUUACUUGCCUGCAUCAGAACCAUGUGUGACCAGCAGCAGAUUCAGUGUUACCAGCCGCACCCCCAGUACUGUGUGACAUGUUCCCCCUUCUGUAUCUCCCAGGCCCCUUGUGCCAACAGCCAGGUGGUGGUCCAAGCUCCCUGCGAGAUGCAAAUUGUGGAGUGCCCUGCACCAUGCCCAGUUCAAGUCUGCCAGGUAAAAUGCCAGGCUCCAUGUCAGUCUAAAACUACAGAGGUGAAGGGCCAAGCUUCAUGCCAGUCUAAGACCACCCAGGUGAAGGGCCAAGCUCCAUGCCAGUCUAAGACCACCGAGGCGAAGGGUCAGGCUCCAAGCCAGCCUCAGAUUACAUGUGUUCAAAGCCAGGCUCCAUUGCAGUCUGAGGUUUCCUAUGUGCAGUGUGAAGGCCCAUGCCCCGUGCAGACCUGCUAUGUAGAAUGUGCUCCAGUUUGUUAUACAGAAACCUGUUAUGUGGAAUGCCCAGGCCAGAGCUAUGUACCCUGCCCAGCACCUCAGCCUGUCCAGACUUAUGUAACAGGUCCCCCGGUGUGCCAGCCUCAGGGAAGAUUCUCCACCCAGUGCCAAUAUCAGGGCUCCUACAGCAGCUGCGCCCCCCAGCGCCAGUCCCGGGCUUCAUUUAGCACCUGUGCGCCCCAGUGCCAGACCCAGGGCUCUUACGGGAGCUUUCCUGCACAGAGUCGCUCUCGGAGCACCAGCAGGUGCCUCCCUCCUCGCCAGCUGCAGCCUUCUUACCGCAGCUGCUCCCCACCACGACGUUCUGAGCCCUACUACAGCAGUAGCUGCCUGCCGUCAAGAUGUUCUCCGAGCUCCUAUAACUAUUGUACCCCACCCCGCCGCUCUGAGCCCAUCUAUAACAGUGACUGUUCUCGGCGUCCCACUUUUGGCUGCUCUCAGAGAUGUGGACCCAAGUGCCGAAUAGAGAUUUCCUCCCCUCGCUGCCCCAAGCAGGUUCCCCCCCAGAAGUGUUCUGUUCAGAUUCCUCCCAUCAGACGCUGCCCUGAGAGUUGUGCCCCACGACCCUCCUGGGUUACCUCCUGCCCGGAUCUGAGACCACAUGCAGAGCCGUGUCCACUCCCAAGCUUCCGUCCUCCGCAGCGUUUGGACCAAUGUCCAGAGCCAUCAUGGCGGCGAAGUCCACCUCCAUCUCCAUGCCCACGUCCACUUCCGGCCCCACGCCCACAUCCACUUCCGGCUCCACGUAUGUGUUCACGUCCAGAGCGCUGCGGAAGUCCAGAGUUCCGUCCCUGCUCUCCACCACGGCGAAUUUUGGAACCUUGUGUGUAUCCAGAACCACGUCCAGUGCCAUAUCCAGCCCCGCGUCAUCCUCGCCCAGUGCAGUGUGAUCUUCCAGCACCGCGUCCGUGUCCGCAGCCCUGUGAGCGCCAAGAAUCUUUUCCACGUCCGGAGCCAAUUCCUCUUCCAUCGCCCUGCCCAAGCCCAGAGCCACGUGUGGAUCCGCGACGUUGUCCCAGCCCCUGCUCAGGUCCAAAUCCAAAUCCGUGCACAGGAGACCUAGGCUGUCGUGAGUCCAGUCCACACCGCCUGGACACUGAGGCCCCCAUCUGUGGCCCAGCUGGUUAUGACUGGUGGCAAGAGAGUGAGCCUAGGUGCAGACCUUGCGAUGUAGGCCUUCCAGAGUCACAGGGUCUUGGUGGUUGUGGAGACCAAGGAGGCGUCAGAGUUGGAGUGAAAGGUGGAACCCGUGGUGGAGCAAAGGGUGCCUACUUUUAAAGAAAGCACGGCUGAGACGGCCUUACCUUUUGCCCUGAAAAUGUUGAUCCUCGACUCCCAGCAGCCGCAAUUUCCAAUGUUUUCUGGUUUGUAUCUCUUCAAAGACUUUCAGAGGCUCCCUGCUGCAGAAGUGAUGCCCAAAGUCCUUUGCAUGCCAUCUCAGGAUCCACAUCUGGGUCUCAGACACCUCUUUAGCCUCACAUCUGACUCCUCCCUAAACACAUCCUCUGUUCUAGCCAGACCAGCCUGGCCACCAUGGCACAUCUUGGGUGUUUCCCAAGACAUCCCCUUGGGGCCCCUGCCCCUAAGCCUCUGCUCACUCUUUCCCUACUACCCGGACCACUUCUCUGCUACUCCCAGUAUCUAAAAAUCCAACCUGUAUUUCAAGACCUAUUCCAUGGAGCCUUUUGUAUUUGUUCCUAUCUGCAGGAGCCUGGACUGAUUUCCUAGAAUUCAUUGCAUCAUCCACACCAUCCAUUUGGCAACUGCCUUGCAACAUCUCUUGAAUUGUUAUUUCACUUUUCAGGUGUGUCUGUCCUACCUGCCCAGCUAGGUUGUAAACUCCCAUUGGAGUGGAGUCAGAGUAUCCCCACAGUCCUGUGCUUCUCCUAGAGCAGGCAGCUUCUCAGCAAGGCUUAUGGUUUGCAACUUGAGCUAUGGUCUGUCCUGAUGUGCAACCACAGGACUGCAGACAAGAGGAAACCAUGUAACAAUAAAGAUGAUGAUACCCUCACACACUAA